UCAAUUAAAUCUCAUCAUGUCGCGCCAGUUAAGUUUUAAUCCCCAAAAAGAGUUUGAAUUGAUUGAAUAUCCGGGCAAAGUGGUCAAUACUGACCGGAUGCUGGCCACGCUAGGCGGUAUAAUCAACAUAUCCAAGGUGCUGGGAGAUGAGGUCAAGCGGCUGCCACUGCGUUUCCAUCCAGAGAAUCCCUACAACAAGCCCACCUUUGGUGACUGUAACGCCAAGACCGGUCUGCUAUCCAUAACCGUCAGGCGUCACAAAAAGGACAGACAGCGACCGCCGGAGUACUUUGUGCGUGUUGUGGGCCACUGCAGCAGGGUGUUCUCCUUCGAAUCCCUGUGUGACUUUCAGUACUUGCCCCUCUGGUCGACGCCGAGGAGUGACAGUGCCAAUGCUGCCCUAGAGCUGACUUACGCCCUCGAUCAAUUGAUGCCCAACAGCGCCGAUCUGGACUUUUUCAAACGUCGACAUAGUCAGCUGCUGUCCCUUCCAGAAUUGUUCACGCAUGUAGAUGUGGUCUAUCCGGGAUCAUAUCGCACCGACAGUCAGGAGGAUGGCCAGCAGGAGGUGCUGGGUGUGCAGUCAAAGGCCACUUACGAUAACCAGGGCGUCAUCUCCUUUAACAUGGUCGACAGCUUCCCCAGCCAGGCGGACUCACAGAAUCUCAAGCGACUCAAGGUGAAGUACGUGUCCGAUGAGCAGCUUGCCUGCGUGAAGAAACUCUUCGAUGACUCUAUUUGGACACGGAUUGCGUUGCAAUAUGAGUCCGGACUGACCAAUGACAAACUGAAGUGCAUCACCCCAUCGCUGGCAUAUUACUUCAGCAACGGUCCUUGGAGGACGAUGUAUGUGCGCUUUGGCUACGAUCCUCGAAAGGAUUUCAACAGUCGCUACUACCAGACCUUCGAUUUCCGACUGAGAUUCAACGGCCUCUCGGAAUUCGUUUAUUCCAAGAAGUUUGUAAAGCAGCGCAAGGCGGCGAACGCUUCUUCUGGCCCUUCCGAGGACGGUUCCUCCGAUUUGGUCCAGGACAUUGACUAUCCCUAUUUUGAUGACAAAGCUGCCUCGUUCCGGCAAUGUAUGCUGCGUUACUCCGAUGUCCGGAUGGCAAGAAUCCAGGAAAUGCUGGAGAAGAUACCAACACCGCUGACGGGGGCGGUGUGCAAUGAGAGAACAGGCUGGCUACCGCCUGGUUUCGAUGCCCAGGUGCGACAGAUUGUGUGCGGCACCAUCAGCGAACUGCUGCGAAGUCACUACCGCAAGGAGCACCUGACUGCUGAGGUGGAAGCCGUCCCUCAGACCGACGGUGCCGAGGAGGAGGACGAGGCCGAUGCCGACGCCGACGUCGAGGAUGAAGACACGCAAGAGGAGGACAUGGAACUAGAUGAAUCGCAGGUAAGCAGCUCCGAGCAGUAUGCAGAUAAUGAUAUCGAACAGCUCUUGGAAAAUUACAGCUGAGACGAUUCAAGAUUAA
This is a messenger RNA of Drosophila serrata, 1475 nucleotides long. RefSeq names its product general transcription factor IIIC subunit l(2)37Cd (gene l(2)37Cd). NCBI's taxonomy places the organism in Eukaryota, Metazoa, Arthropoda, Insecta, Diptera, Drosophilidae. Gene Ontology annotation, molecular function: RNA polymerase III type 2 promoter sequence-specific DNA binding; RNA polymerase III type 1 promoter sequence-specific DNA binding. The record is from RefSeq and is a predicted model, not a curated record. Gene Ontology annotation, cellular component: transcription factor TFIIIC complex. Gene Ontology annotation, biological process: transcription initiation at RNA polymerase III promoter.